CCCACAUCCCCCGCGGCUCAACCCCCCUCCCCGGUAUGACAGAGCAGAAAGGCUGUGCCCCCCUCCCCGCGCCGCUCCCGUCUGCGGACACGCACCCCGGCUCUCCCAGAUUUCAGAGAGAAGAUGAAUUUAGCAGAGAUUUGCGAUAAUGCCAAAAAAGGAAGAGAAUAUGCACUCCUUGGGAAUUACGACUCUUCUAUGGUAUAUUACCAAGGUGUCAUCCAGCAAAUCCAAAGACAUUGCCAGUCAAUCAGAGAUCCAGCAAUUAAGGGCAAAUGGCAACAGGUCCGACAAGAAUUAGUUGAAGAAUAUGAACAAGUGAAGAGCAUUGUCAGCACUUUAGAGAGUUUUAAAAUGGACAGACCUGCAGAUAUCCCUGUAUCCUGUCAGGAUGAGCCUUUCAGAGAUCCUGCUGUUUGGCCCCCUCCUGUUCCAGCUGAACACAGGGCUCCACCUCAGAUAAAACGUCCCAGCCGAGAAGUAAAACCUUUGAGGAAAGAAUCACCAGGGCUGCAGCCCCGUGGGCCUGUGGGCAGAGUACACGCAUUGUCCAAGGGCGAGAAGUCUGCAGGCAGCCGUGAAAGGGAAUCUAGAGCUAGAGGAAGAGAUGACAAGGGAAAGAAAACACCCCAGGAAGGUGGUGAUGGGGAAAUUCCAAAAUUUGAUGGAGCGGGUUACGACAAAGUCUUGGUCGAAGCUCUUGAAAGGGACAUUGUAUCAAGGAAUCCAAGCAUUCAUUGGGAUGACAUAGCAGAUUUGGAAGAAGCCAAGAAAUUACUAAGAGAAGCUGUUGUUCUUCCAAUGUGGAUGCCUGAUUUUUUCAGAGGGAUCAGAAGACCUUGGAAGGGCGUGCUGAUGGUUGGUCCUCCUGGCACUGGCAAAACAAUGCUAGCGAAAGCUGUUGCUACAGAAUGUGGAACAACGUUCUUCAAUGUGUCUUCCUCUACCCUCACAUCUAAAUACAGGGGCGAGUCUGAGAAGCUGGUGCGCCUCUUGUUUGAAAUGGCAAGGUUUUACGCUCCAACAACAAUCUUCAUUGACGAGAUAGAUUCCAUGUGCAGCCGCAGAGGCACGUCGGACGAACACGAGGCGAGUCGCAGAGUCAAGUCAGAGCUGCUUGUGCAAAUGGAUGGGGUAGGUGGUGCUUUGGAAAAUGAUGACCCUUCCAAGAUGGUUAUGGUAUUAGCUGCUACAAAUUUUCCCUGGGAUAUCGAUGAAGCUCUGCGACGGAGACUGGAGAAGAGGAUUUAUAUACCUUUGCCCACAGCAAAAGGCAGAGCAGAACUACUUAAGAUUAAUCUUCGGGAAGUAGAACUGGAUCCUGAUAUCAGCCUUGAAGAAAUUGCAGAGAAGAUUGAAGGCUAUUCUGGUGCUGACAUCACUAAUGUUUGCAGGGAUGCCUCUUUAAUGGCAAUGAGACGACGUAUUAACGGCUUAACUCCAGAAGAGAUUCGUGCGCUUUCUAAAGAGGAGCUUCAGAUGCCAGUUACCAAAGGGGACUUUGAGCUGGCUCUGAAGAAAAUCUCCAAAUCUGUUUCUGCUGCAGACCUGGAGAAGUAUGAAAAAUGGAUGGCGGAGUUUGGGUCUGCUUAAUCUCAGCGACAGCUCCUUUGCUAGCGUUCUAUGGCUUUUGUUGUUUUCACUUGCAGAAUGAGUUAGAAAUCUUUUUAAAGGUUUAAGAAAAGGUCUGUCUGUGCUCCCAUCUCACUCUUUUCUGAUGACAAGAUCUUUUAAACUCCAAAAAAGCUAAUAUUGUAAAAGAUGUUUUAUCUCCAAAAUAGUAAAAUAAGGCAAACAGGAAGGGAAAGUCAUACUUGUGAGGAUAAUCUUUUUCCCAUGAAGAGCAGUGUUACUCAACUCCUGCUGCAAUCAAUAAAUCAGCUGGAGGAUGUGACUCCAGAGGAGUUAACAAGGGUUUGCUGUAUCCCCUUCUCCUAAGUGCUACUCUUCUGUUGAGCUCCUGACUCUGCCUCUCUUGAAUGUGUCAUCGAAGUUACUGUUAGCUCUCUCUCUGCUGGGAUACUCGGAGCAAAGCCUGUGGGUCGGUUGGCAUUGCACAGAAGAAAUGAGGAUCAGUUUUCCAUCAAGACAUGGGCUUGGCUGUCCUCUUACAUACAUCCAUUUGGAACUGAUGCCUCUUCAGACUGUACUGAUGUUACUUGUGAUGACUUCUGAUGGAAAUAAGAGGAAGAGAAAAGGGCCUUGCUUGCUUUCAGUCCACAUUUAUGCUUGAUUUCUGAAUAUGAUUUGUACCAGUUUGACCAGCAGGCACUCUGACUUAAGUUGCAUCUUGCACUUUUUUGCUUAUGUACCAUCCUGUACUUUGUCUGGAUAGCAUUAGUUAGCAACCAAGAGCUUAGUACAGGAGAGACACUAAUGUGAAGGCUGCCUUUGAAACAUAAGGCUGUCCAUAAGACAUGUGGUUGUGGACUUCCGCUUCCUCUGAUUACACAUGAACUGUUUCCUAGCUUUACUAGGCAAUGGAAUUUGCACCUGUUUGUGUUACAGAACUGUUCAUGCUUAAUUUUUUUUAUGAAGAUUUUUUUUUUAAAUGUAUAAAUGUUACUGAUUUAGGGGAGAAUAAUCUGUACAAUCUCUCUUACUUGUUUCUUCCCUUCCCACAUACAAGUGUAGGGAUGAGAAGGGUUGGGUUAGAAACUAGCAGGAGAAAUCCUCUCUUUAGAGUAUAACUGUCACACUGACUUUCCAGCUUUUCACAGACUCGGGCUGUGAGUCUGACAUAUGAAGGUUUCCCAUGGUAGGAAUGAGAAGAGGUCAAAUUUACAGAGGAAUGUGUGAGCUCUCAAAUUUGUGGUGAUUUUUUUUGACGUGAGCCUGAAGUAUCUUGGUGGAUGUGAGCUGCUGUGCAGUUCGGUAGAUAUUCUGCUCUUCGGCUCUCUGCUGAGGUUCCUAGUGGUGUAGCCAGAUGUGGCAGACUGCUGGAGUAGGAAACAUGUAACACCUCUCCUUGAAUGGGAACAUGUCCUUAUUUGCUCCUUUUUACUAGUACUUGGAAGUUCCCAAUAAUGUCAAUAAUGCCUCACAUUGGUCUCUUGGACCAUGAUAUGUGAACCACUAAGGCAAGUGCUGCUCAAGCAUGUUUAACUGUUCAGUAGCAAGGACUGUCAGAGUGCAUGCAUGGCAGCUCUGCAGCAUCUGUCUGAUCACAGGAGUGACUUUCAUUGCUGCUUUCUCUGACAGUAUUCCCUUUUUUAUUUGUAUGUGAAGACCGCAUCUGAGAUUGAUCCUGUCAUUAUAAAGGGCUGUCC
Messenger RNA from Dryobates pubescens (Downy woodpecker), 3269 nucleotides. RefSeq names its product katanin catalytic subunit A1 like 1 (gene KATNAL1). The transcript is spliced from 11 exons. The coding region runs from base 124 to 1593 and encodes 489 amino acids. Gene Ontology annotation, biological process: microtubule severing. Gene Ontology annotation, cellular component: microtubule cytoskeleton; microtubule. The record is from RefSeq and is a predicted model, not a curated record. Gene Ontology annotation, molecular function: microtubule severing ATPase activity; ATP hydrolysis activity; microtubule binding. Lineage: Eukaryota; Metazoa; Chordata; Aves; Piciformes; Picidae.